Messenger RNA from Aspergillus sclerotioniger CBS 115572, 1779 nucleotides. RefSeq names its product flavin-containing monooxygenase. The record is from RefSeq and is a predicted model, not a curated record. Gene Ontology annotation, molecular function: NADP binding; N,N-dimethylaniline monooxygenase activity; flavin adenine dinucleotide binding. Lineage: Eukaryota; Fungi; Ascomycota; Eurotiomycetes; Eurotiales; Aspergillaceae. The coding region runs from base 1 to 1779 and encodes 592 amino acids. The transcript is spliced from 4 exons.
AUGGAUCCUCUUCAAGCGGACGCGAUUCACAACGAACGUCAUGUUAAAGUGAUCUCUGUGGGCGCGGGCGCCUCCGGAUUAUGUCUUGCAUACAAGUUGCAGCGAUCGUUCCAAAACUGGGAUCUUACGAUUUACGAAAAGAACCCAGAGAUCGCCGGUACGUGGUACGAAAACCGCUACCCGGGCUGCGCCUGCGAUGUCCCUUCUCAUAACUACGUCUAUUCCUUCGAACCCAAGUCAGACUGGUCCUCCGUGUACGCAAGUUCAAGCGAAAUCAGAGGAUAUUUCAAUGAUUUUGUCGACAAGUAUGGGCUGCGCAAACACAUUCUCACAUCGCACAUGGUCACCGAAGCCAGAUGGUUUGAGGAAUCCGGUCGUUGGGAAGUGACGGUUACGGAUUUGACAACGGAUCAGACAGUACACAACUGGUGCCAUAUUCUCGUCCAUGCGACAGGAUAUCUCAAUAAGCCUUCUUGGCCAGAGCUUCCUGGGUUGGCGGAUUUCAAGGGCAUCAAGCUGCACAGUGCGAUGUACGAUGAGAGUGUAUCGCUGGAAGGAAAGAAUGUUCUGUUGAUUGGAGCGGGCUCGUCGGCUGUUCAGAUUCUUCCUGCUAUUCAACCGAUCGUCAACAGAGUGAAGAUAUUUAUUCGCUCGCCGACUUGGCUGUUGCCGGAUAUUAGUACGGAGGCGGGCAAGUUCUCCCAAGACCAGAUUGAGAGGUUUGUUAAUAACCCGGAGAGCGUGAUGGAACUGCGCCAGGAUAAUGAGCGGACGAUGAAUAGUAUUUUCACAAUGUAUCUUAAGGAUACUGUCCUGCAGGAGCAGGCCAAGGGUCUUCUGACGUCGGUGAUGAAGAACGCUUUCCAGGAUCAGGAAAUGGAGGAUCGCCUGAUUCCCAAGUUCGCAGUUGGUUGCAAGCGUGUGGUUCCCUCGGGGUUUAAGUACCUUAAGACGCUCAAGAAAGAAAACGUCGAUGUGGUGUAUGGCGGAGUCACAUCCGUAACACCCUCGGGGUGCAUAAGCGAUGAUGGGCAGGAACAUGAAGGCGACAUCCUUAUCUGCGCCACCGGUUUCGAUACUUCUUACAUCCCGCGCUAUCCUAUACUAGGGCCCAAUGGCCGCAAUCUGCAGACCGAAUGGGCCGACUCAAUUAUGGGAUACAUGGGAGUCGGUAUCUCUGAAUUCCCCAACACGUUUACGAUGCUUGGCCCCUACACACCCGUUUCGAAUGGCCCGACAAUGGUUGCAAUCGAAGCGCAAGCGGACUACAUCUGCUCCUUUAUCGACCGCUACCAGACCGAACCCAUCCAUAGUAUGGCCUUGAGGCAGGAUGUUUGUGCUGAAUUCAAGGAGCAUGUUGGUUCGGCGAUGCAAAAAGCCGUGUGGACGGACAACUGCCGCAACUCCCACAACAACCACACCAUUGGCGGUCGCAUUCCCACGACAUGGCCCGGAAGCACUCUCCACUACCUCGAAGCCAUUCGUGAGCCCCGUGCCGACGACUGGGAGAUUCAAUACACUGGGAACCGCUUCUCGUGGCUGGGAAUUGGGGUUUCCCAGACGGAGUGGGAUCCGACGGCGGAUUUGGCAUAUUAUAUCCGGCAGUCGGACGACGGACAGUGGAACAGUCGGCGCAAGCGGAACCUGGCCAUUGCUAAGACUGGGAGCAUGGCCCCGCGUGCUCUCCAUAGACAGCCCAAGCUUGCUGCUAAGGAAAAGGCAUCUGAUAAGACCGCGGCUGUGGCGACAGCGGAGCCAGUCCCCGAAGUGGAGGCGUGA